This is a messenger RNA of Symbiodinium necroappetens, 678 nucleotides long. Lineage: Eukaryota; Dinophyceae; Suessiales; Symbiodiniaceae. The record is from the annotation of a GenBank genome assembly.
AUGUUCAAGACGGCCAGACUCGUUGGGACCUUCCUUUUGGCGCUGCACAGGGCAGGCGCCACUUGCCUUGCCGACAACAAGCUGAAGCUGAAGACUUGUGGCAACCAGUGCUCGGAAAGCAAGGACAGGGUGGUCUGUGUUUCAAGUUGCCUUCAGAAACAAGAUGUGGUGACUGCAUGUGCUGACUGCCUCGGGUCAGAGUUUGACUGUGGCAGCCGCUUCUGUGGAAGUGCAUGCGAAGGGGGGCACAGAAGUGGAGCCUGCGAGUCGUGCCUGCAUUCUCAAUGCACCGUCUGCAGCACGGAGCUGGACUUCCAGGCUCACACAGCGAACCUGGGUGAUGCCUUGGCUGAAGCAGUUGAGGUUGCCACACCACCGGCAGACAAUGACACCGCUGCUGUGAAGAUGCUUGCGGAAAGCACCGGAAGCUGCGCAUCCAGUGGUGCACUCAUCAGUUCAUGUGGUACCCCCUGCUACUCCACCACCGAUCCGGCUGGAUGCUACGCGAAAUGCGCCAUGCGGGCUUGCUUCUCUGGUUGCCACGAGUGCAGCAGCACUCACUGCUUCGAGUCGUGCAGGCGAUCCUUCUCGAGCUAUGAAUGUGCCACCUGUGUGAGUGGUUUCUGCGGCGGGUGCACGGUCCAGACAGGAAUGAAGGACUCCAUCAUGCUCCCCUGA